Molecule: messenger RNA, 3071 nt
Organism: Chelonoidis abingdonii (Abingdon island giant tortoise)
Lineage: Eukaryota; Metazoa; Chordata; Testudines; Testudinidae
Source: RefSeq, a predicted model, not a curated record
GGAGGGGGACUAUGGGGCUCUGAGGGAGGUGCACCCCGCCGCACCGAGCUGCUCACCCACCGUCCCCGGUCGGAGCAGGAGGCGCCGCAGCGUGCGGAGCCGGCUGGGCUUGCGGCUCGGGCUCCGGGCCGGGACCGGGAUCGGGCUCGGGGCCGCGACAGGCCCAGCUGCUGUCCCGAGAGGCGGAGAAGGCGAAGUAGGGGAAAAAAAGAAAAUAGAAGUUAUCAAGAUGAGUAAAAAGCCUCCAAGUCGUCCAGGGAUCACGUUCGAGAUUGGUGCUCGUUUGGAAGCACUGGACUACUUACAAAAAUGGUAUCCAUCUCGCAUUGAGAAAAUAGACUAUGAAGAGGGAAAGAUGUUGGUCCAUUUUGAACGUUGGAGUCAUCGCUAUGACGAGUGGAUUUAUUGGGACAGCAAUAGAUUACGACCCCUGGAAAGACCAGCACUAAGGAAAGAAGGGCUAAAAGAUGAUGAUGAAUUUGUUGAUUUUAAACCUGGAGAAGAGGUGCUGGCUCGUUGGACAGACUGUCGAUAUUAUCCUGCUAAGAUUGAAGCAAUUAACAAGGAGGGAACCUUCACAGUACAGUUCUAUGAUGGAGUUAUUCGAUGCCUAAAAAGGAUGCAUAUCAAAUCUAUGCCUGAGGAUGCCAAAGGGCAGGCGCGCGAGAGGGAGCAGAUAGCGCCGGAGCUGAGAUUAGUGACGGAAAUCGAACCAAAAGAAGAUUGGAUAGCUUUGGUCAAAGCUGCUGCUGCAGCAGCAGCAGCCAAGAACAAAGCAGGAAGUAAACCUCGGACCAGUGCAAACAGCAAUAAAGAUAAAGAGGAGAGAAAAUGGUUUAAAGUACCUUCAAAGAAGGAAGAAACCUCAACCUCUACAAUCAUGCAGGAAGUACAGAAAAAGGAAGAGGAGCCUACAUCUAGUGAACCAUUUGUAGGAUUCCCAGUAGUGGACGUUCCAAAGAUGGCGUUUGUGCGGGCAGAGAGCACAUUAUCGCACAAGAGGAAAAGUAAUCUAGGCAGCUCAUUUCAGGCAAAGAGAGCUCGUCUUAACAAGAUCACUGGUUUGUUGGCAUCCAAAGCUGUUGUUGUGGAUGGUGCUGAAAAAAAGGAAGGCAACAAAGAAACAGCUCCAGUCCUGGAGCAGGAGAUUUCACCUAAACCUCAAAGUCAGAAAAAAAAUGAAGCUGAUAUUAGCAGUUCUGCCAACUCUCAGAAACCUGCACUGUUAUCCUCAACUUUGUCUUCAGGAAAGGCUCGCAGCAAGAAAUGCAAACAAGAAUCUGGAGAUUCUUCUGGGUGUAUAAAGCCCCCUAAAUCACCACUUUCCCCAGAGUUAAUACAAGUCGAGGAUUUGACGCUGGUCUCUCAGCUUCCUUCUUCUGUGAUAAAUAAAACUAGUCCGUCACAACCAGUGAAUCCCCCUAGAUCCUACAAAUAUAGCCAGAGGAGAAGAAGAUCACAGCGUUUAGCCACUUGCUUGUUGCCUGAUGAGUCUAUACAAAAAGUUCCUUCUCCCUCUCCAGUCACUGAUGGAAAAGUGUUCUCCAUCAGUGCUCAAAAUCAACAGCCAUCAAUAUCAGAGGUACCUGAUGUUGCUCAUAUGUCACUUGAGAAGCGUGGACCAUGUCUCCCUCUUGACUUAAGCCGUAGUUUGGAAGUUACAGCGCCAUUAUCCACAGAAUCCACUUUCCGUAAUGAGUACCCCAGUAAAGAAAAGGAAGAUACUCAGAUGAUUACAUAUCAUUCUUCCAAAGCAGUAACUGAUGGAAGAGUAGCUACAACAGCGUCAGCACCCUCGUCCCAUGUACAUGCCUUACAUCUGGAAAUGCCUUUAACCAAUAGCCUAAAGUUACCCAAAGGGAAUAGUGAAAAAAAGAGGUCCUCCACGUCAGUCAGCUCUGAUGGGACAGAGAUACAGUUCUCUGUGCCUGUAAAGGAGAAAUGUUUUGAGAAUCUGCAGGAAAAAAUGUUAAAGAAGAUCAUUGAGAAAGACAAGCAUUCAGAAGUUGGUAUAUUGAAAACUGAAAAAAAAGUGAAAUUGGAAGAGAAAAGCUCAUCGUCAAUUGGUAAAAAGAAGGAAAAAGAGAAAGAGAAAAAAGAGAAAAAGGAAAAAGAUCAUAAAUCAAAACAGAAGAAGAAGAAGAAAAAGAAGAAGAAAUCUAAACAGCAUGGUGAGUUCAAUAAGGAAGAAGGUAAAGACAGAAAAGUAAGACAAAAAGUAAAGAUCAAAUACUAUCUUGUUCUGAUUAGUGGUUGUUACUGACUGAAAAUAUUGAACAUUCAUACUGAAUUAUUGAACAGUUCAGAAACAAGUUCUGAAAUAUCAGAAAUUACCAAAAGGAGGUGUGUUGGUCUUGAAAUUUCACGUAGCAAAGGCACUUUGAUCUGGUAUUUCCUCUCCUUCUCCCUUUAGAUCCCAUCUCUGGGUGAUCAUGUCUACUCAUGGCUUUAACUACUAUUCUUACACCAGUGACAUGUAGAUACACUUCUCCACUCCAGCCUCCCUCCACUCAGUUCUGCAUCUCAGACUUUCACAUACAUCCCUGACUAUCUCACUGCUUACUUUUAUCUUCACGUUUAGGUUGUGUCUAAAUCUUGCCAAUUCUUUCUGCAUAACAUCUUUAAGAUACAGCCUUUCCUAUCCAUCCUGAUAGCUGAAACUUGCAUGCAGGCUGUCAUCAUCUCACAUCUCAGUUACCUCAACAUCCUUUUCGCAGGCUUUGACAAAUGCACUCUUGCCCUGCUCAUAUCCAGUCAGAAUGCUGCUGUGAUCAUUUUCCUAGCCUGUCUCUUUAACUAUGUUACCUGUGUCUUUGCAUCCCACCACUGGUUCCCCCUCCUUUGUUGUAUCAAAGAUUAGCUACUUGUCUUCAUUUUCAAGACCCUUCAUGGCCUGCUCCUACCCUCAUAUCAUCUCUCAUUCACUAUUGAGAUGUUCACUUCUGCAUCUGAUCAGCACAUGAUGCCAGUCUUCAUAGCCCACUCAUUGUUUGCAAACGAGCACUUUUGUGAUUUCUCCUAGGCCUGGUCUACACUACGCGUUUAAAUCGAUUUAAAGAGCGUUAAAUCGA